GGUCCAAACCCGCAAUCAUGGCGCAGGAAGGGGAGGAUGUUACAGAUUACAAUUUGACUGAGGAACAGAAGGCGAUCAAGGCCAAGUAUCCUCCAGUCAAUCGGAAGUACGCGUAUUUGGAUCAUACAGCUGAUGUCCAGUUACACGCAUGGGGAGAUACUCUGAAGGAAGCAUUUGAGCAACGUGCGAUGGACAUGUUUGGUUAUAUGAUAGAUACUGGGACAGUGGAGCCCCUCCAAACAGUAGAAGUAGAAACCCAAGGAGAUGACUUACAGUCUCUUCUAUUUCACUUUUUGGAUGCGUGUCUUUAUAAAUUCAGUGCUGAUGAGUUCUUCAUACCCCGGGAAAUGAAAGUACUUAAUAUUGAUCAAAGAAAUUUCAAAUUACGGUCAGUUGGGUGGGGAGAAGAAUUCUCAUCGUCCAAUCACCCUCAGGGAACUGAAGUCAAGGCAAUAACAUAUUCAGCAAUGCAGGUCUAUAAUGAAGAGAAGCCAGAAGUUUUUGUGAUCAUUGACAUUUAAGAUACAAAAAAAAAGAGACUCCUACAAAGAACUGUUUUUUUCUCUUCCUUUUGAGAA
Hippopotamus amphibius kiboko is the source of this 578-nucleotide messenger RNA. RefSeq names its product protein archease-like. Gene Ontology annotation, cellular component: tRNA-splicing ligase complex. The transcript has a single exon. NCBI's taxonomy places the organism in Eukaryota, Metazoa, Chordata, Mammalia, Artiodactyla, Hippopotamidae. The record is from RefSeq and is a predicted model, not a curated record. Gene Ontology annotation, biological process: tRNA splicing, via endonucleolytic cleavage and ligation. Bases 18 to 521 code for a protein of 167 amino acids.